Raphanus sativus (radish) is the source of this 1339-nucleotide messenger RNA. RefSeq names its product L-lactate dehydrogenase B-like. Bases 22 to 1074 code for a protein of 350 amino acids. Gene Ontology annotation, molecular function: L-lactate dehydrogenase (NAD+) activity. Gene Ontology annotation, biological process: carboxylic acid metabolic process. The record is from RefSeq and is a predicted model, not a curated record. Gene Ontology annotation, cellular component: cytoplasm. Lineage: Eukaryota; Viridiplantae; Streptophyta; Magnoliopsida; Brassicales; Brassicaceae. The transcript is spliced from 2 exons.
AGCAAGCAAGUUUGAUUUGUAAUGGAGAAGACCGUGUCCGUUUCAUCGUUUGGUCCUGGUGGGUUGGAUCUCACCAGCGCCUUCUUCAAACCCAUCCUCAACUCCGAUCCUCCCAUCCCUUCCAACCGCUGCACCAAAAUCUCCAUCGUCGGCGUCGGAAACGUCGGAAUGGCCAUCGCUCAAACCAUCCUCACUCAAGACCUCGCCGACGAGAUCGCACUCGUCGACGCCAAGCCCGAUAAGCUCCGAGGCGAGAUGCUCGAUCUCCAGCACGCCGCCGCUUUCCUCCCCCGCACUAAGUUCAGCGCCUCCGUUGACUACGACGUCACCGCGGGAUCGGAUCUCUGCAUCGUCACGGCCGGUGCGAGGCAGAACCCGGGGGAGUCUAGGCUCAAUCUCCUUCAGAGAAACGUCGCUCUCUUCCGCCACAUCAUCCCUCCGCUCGCUAAGUCGUCUCCGGAUUCGAUCUUGCUCAUCGUCUCCAAUCCCGUCGAUGUGUUGACUUACGUGGCGUGGAAGCUCUCCGGUUUCCCGGUGAAUCGAGUGAUCGGGUCUGGUACUAAUCUCGACUCGUCUCGGUUCCGCUUCUUGAUCGCAGAUCAUCUCGACGUCAAUGCUCAGGACGUGCAGGCAUUCAUAGUGGGAGAGCAUGGAGAUAGCUCGGUGGCGUUGUGGUCAAGCAUAAGUGUGGGAGGCAUCCCUGUGCUAAGCUUCUUGGACAAGCAACAGAUCGCUUACGAGAAACAAACCCUCGAGGACAUUCACCAGACCGUCGUUGGCAGUGCCUAUGAAGUUAUUAAACUCAAGGGCUACACUUCUUGGGCCAUUGGCUACUCUGUCGCCAACCUGGCUCGCACCAUCCUCCGGGACCAGCGUAAGAUCCAUCCAGUCACGGUGCUUGCACGUGGAUUUUAUGGUGUUGAGGGUGGUGACGUAUUCCUCAGCCUCCCGGCUCUGCUUGGACGUAACGGUGUGGUGUCAGUGAGUAAUGUGAAUAUGACUGAUGAAGAGGCUGAGAAGCUGCAGAAAUCGGCAAAGACUAUAUUGGAGAUGCAGAGCCAGUUGGGACUUUGAGCAUCAUCUCUCUCUUUAUCUGCUUCAAUAUUUAUAAUUUUGUUUUCUUUUCUUUUUGAAUUAUGAUCAUCCAUCUCACUAUGCCAGUAUACCACGGAUGUUUUCAAAAUAUGUGUUAUGUAAAUGCUUGUUAAUGCAGAAUAAUUCCAACUCUUGAGUUCGUUAGAUCUUUGACAAAACAGAAGAAUGAUGUGAUGAGAGGGUAAUGUUUCUGCACACUUUGUGUGUCAAUAAGAUUAUGAUAAGUGAUUUGCGUAAUGCAGCU